UCUAGAGCUCUGAAAAAUAGAGUAAAAUGCCAUCAAUAUUGAAAGAACUGGGACUGGAACCAAUUUCGAACGAAGUGUCUUAGUGAUGGAAAGCUUAAAUGAUUGUGCGGUUAUAUCAAUUAUAUACGCGUUAUUUGACAAAAACGGCAAAGAAAGCUGGCGUUGUUGGUUGCAGUGGCAAAUCAUUUUGUGACGAGCUAAUUCCGGAAUGCCAAGUUCAUUCCGGAUUAAAACAUCUCAUCUUUCAUCAAACAAGAGGAUUUAAAGCAACAAAGUAGCUCAUAUAGAAUCUACAUCUCCGUGACUUUGCAGUUUGCAGUCACAUAGAUUUAUUGUUACCGAUAAGACACAUUGUUUCUUGUUUACGGAAACACAAGGCUAGUCGCAGCUAAAGAUAAACUACAGAAAUGGUUAUCUCUUCUGCCAGACAGCAUAACGGCCCCAAUUGAUGCAGCAUUGCGACAGGAACGACCAUUUCUUCCACCGGACAUCACACCAGAGAUGAUGGCAACAAAAAAUAGCAUUGUGCCAUCUAUGGCACAAAUGGAUAUACUUUAUAGAUGCAUAGAUUUUGCUUUCCAAGCGGAAGAUUAUAAUAAGGCGGCGUGUUUAGCAUACGUAGUUGAUCGAGCCACCUAUUGGUCGGGUGCGUCUAAGAACCUUUUGCAGGUUGUUGACAUGAUCAAGAAGGCUGAUCCACUCGUAGCGAUCGCCCCACAGAUACAAGUGAGAAAAGCUCGGGUGUUAAAAGACGAGGGUGAUCUUCAUGGUGCGAUGAAGGUACUCAACGACAUUCUUGAGCGUCGUCAAAAUGAACAAGGUGAAUGGAAGUAUGUUGAUGAAGACCAAUAUGUCACUACUAAAGCUGAAAUAAUAAAAAUUAAAGGUCACAUUCUCUACAACAUGGGGAUGUUCAAUGAGUCCGUCGAGCCAUUUCUUGACUCGAUCAACUUGUUCGCGUCUCUUCAAAAGAAGGACGAAAAAGGGAUUGCAUCCUGCCUUGGUCUUCUUACAAAAUGUCUCGGUAAACUCUCGCUUGAAGAAUUUGAGAAAGUUCGACAGAAGUUUCCAAAAAAUUUCCAAAAAGAACAUCCUUGUCUUGAAUCGUACGUGCAAGGGAUUGAGGCAGUUCGACACAUUGAAAGUCUGCACGAAAGUCUCUACAGUUCAAGGCAUAUGCUUGACGCUGAUACCUCGUUACUAAAAUAUGCCAUUCUUAGUGAAUCCCUUGCGGAGACCUAUGAACUGCUGCAGACUAUUUUAGAAGAAAUGAAAGGAAGUCUUGGGGCUCACAAAACCAUUGAAACACUCGAAAGCUCAGAACAGUUCUUUGAAUUUGUGCGAGCUCUUUUUAUGAUCAGCCUCGCCUUGGCAUUUUCUCCGGUGGAACAAGAUCGCAAACUGGGAGAGUAUGUACAACAACUAAGCAUUGAGCUCUAUUUCCACCUCUGCAAUCAUAAUUUCAAAGUUCAGUCCAAAGAAAUUCAAAGUGUGGCAAGACUAAGUCACUCUGCGAAAUCGGUUACGCUGAUGAACACGUCCCUUUCUGUUCUUGGAUUACCGAGCCUAUUGGGAGUGUUAGAGGAAGAAGUAGGGCCAGAAAAGAAAAAAUCUGAGGAAAACCUGACUGUAGGCGAGAAGGAUUCUUCAGAACACUCGGAAAUGUCAAAAAUGAAAAUUGAAGGUAUAAAAUACAACAAGGAAGUUUUCAUUAGGAACGAAGAAGCUGAAACAAGUGGAAUACAUCACGAUUGCGACGGUGAUUCAAUUAAUAAUCAGUCCAACAACACAGAUAUCCGUCGACCAGUAGAACAGGUAACUACUAAUCAGGAAAAGGAAAUAUUCAGUGGAUGGACGUACAAUUUUGGGCAUGUGACACGUGUGGAGGACAAUGUUUAUGAAGCAAGAAAAGGCCAUCUGACAUUUCCACUUGUCAACCAUGGAAAGCUAUUAGACCCGAAAAAACAAUGGCAGACGUAUAGACACAAGUGUGUUGGCUUGCCUGUGGAUCCUAACUUCUUUGCUUCGCCUGUGCCUUCCAACGAGAGAACACGAUUAUCAAUUCCCCAAAUUCCAUCCUCCGAAGAUGAAAACCAAGACUUAGCAGCCCUCGUAAAUUUGUCCGUGCCUUACAUCAAGAAAACUUUGGAGAGUAAAGCAGCUACAAACGAAAGCGUUGCUUCAAAAAACCCCAGCAGUUUAGUAAAUCGUGAGAAAACCACAGUUGGUUCUGUGAAUUCCGCCGAAAACAUAAUACCAAUGCAUCCCCAUGAUUUACCAGACCAACCAAUGAGGCGGAAGUGCAGUAACGACGGCUUCAGACAGGGAAGCGACUUUGAUGCUUCAAAGUUCGCGCCUCUAGUUGAUCUUGGUAAGGCAAGCAUUAAUGAUGUACAGGAUGCUGACGUUGGGAAAAGUACUUCUUCAAGUAGUACGUCGGAAUACAUAAACAAUUGGCAACCACCGAAAGCGAUUGGGCUUGGUGAAGGAAGCCGUAUUCAAAGAGCAUUCGUGCUGAAUUUCAACCCGACGACCAGCGUGUGGACAUCCCAAAGUACUUUAGCUUUCCUUGGCGAUGAACUUGAUUUAACAGAAGACAACAAAGGGAAUUGCAGGGACGCUUUUCGUGUCCAGUUUCUUCAUCAGGAUGAACCUAGAGGAAUGUAUGUGGGCAAGAGAUAUCGUAAUGUACGGCACCACAAUCCUACGCAAUACAUGCAAGACGUUGUUUGUCAAAUGAUGGCUGGCUACUAUGUCACAAAGUUCAACGAGGCUAUGCAGAAUUACAAACGUGAUAUCCAAGUGCAGUUCCUGCCAGUCGCUCAUCUGCAGCUGCUGACUCCGUAUGGUGAUCUGGAAGACUGCAUCAAUGUUGAGCCAUACCUAUAUGGAGACUUCAUAAAACUGACGAACAACUUUGACUUUGCGAAUAGGGAAAACCGCGGUAAAGAUUUGGCGACCGCGCUGUCUCACUUUUCUUAUUGUGAAUCAAAAGGGACGCUGAUGAUUGUGGACAUCCAGGGCUGGCUGCCGAAAGAAGGAACCGGGGUUUUCUAUCUUACUGAUCCACAAUUUCACACGGUUGGCUUGGAAAAAUUCAGUCCAUAUGAUCACCAAGAAGCGGGCAUUAAGAAAUUCUGGGAAAGGGUUCAUCCGCAUUGCAAUGAGAUGUGUCGAGCUAUUGGACUGGAAAGAUUGUAGGAGAUUGUGAAAUUCUGAAUGAUUUGAAAAGGGGGGAAAUUAUGAUUUAAAAUUAUCAGAUUAGUAAUGAUUGCUCGCCUUAUCUUGUUGAAGACAGAUCAACCGCCUGGACGAACUUGCAUGGGCAAAGAAGGAAAACUGUCGUCUCGGAUAAUCGGCGAACAAUCGGUGUAGUUCUUCUGUUUCUAUACUGAGGGUAUAAUCAACUUGUUUGUCUGCGUUUCGAAAGAGUACACGGACCAGUGAACUGUAAUAUCAAUUGGAACGCUAACUCCUAUAGUUCAGCGUAAUAGCUACUUGGUUGAAGCAGGGCGCUUACAUAGAGCCCUGGUUGAAGCCAUAAAUUGAAGCAAAAAACUGAGUUUUUUACUCGUAUAAAAAUUAGCAAAUGAUUAAUUGUCUUUAACAUAGUUCUAAAUAUUCCUGGAUAAUUACUGAAUAUAUAUUUUUCCUGGAUAUUUAAAGAAAAUCGUCCACAACAGUGAUGCUUUUGGUACGUCCAUAACUCAUUUCCACAGUUAAAAGGCCUAUAUCCUCGAGCAAUUAAGCAGAGAUUUUCGCUAACACGCGAACCAAACCCGUACAUGUUAGUGCACCCGAAGUAUAACAAAAUUCUUAGCACAUUGAAGGCGAAGACAAAUACUUUGGCUAAAAAAUAUGAAAUACACCAUUAUAUUGGCGUAUGCGCUUUUUGGAGAUUUGAAAGUAAAAUAACUUAUACAAAAUCAAAAUUUGAAA
Dendronephthya gigantea is the source of this 3939-nucleotide messenger RNA. Its product is annotated as alpha-protein kinase 1-like. Gene Ontology annotation, molecular function: ATP binding; protein serine/threonine kinase activity. The record is from RefSeq and is a predicted model, not a curated record. NCBI's taxonomy places the organism in Eukaryota, Metazoa, Cnidaria, Anthozoa, Malacalcyonacea, Nephtheidae. The coding region runs from base 502 to 3201 and encodes 899 amino acids. The transcript has 11 exons. Gene Ontology annotation, biological process: protein phosphorylation.